AGUUGUUGUUAAGCGUAUAAGAUGUUGGGUAUUUCCAAUGCAACCUGUGUCUCCGCAGGAUUACAUCAAUAAAAUAAAUAAAAAACAAAGGCGAGCCGGUCGAACCACCUAUGAAUCAUUGCUACUAUUCACGUAACCUGAUUCCAUUCUCUUUAUUGUUUGACUACCAACUGCAGUGGAAACGGUAACAUGGCUACAAAAUCUGACCCCAUCCCAUGGGCCGAUGGGCCUUUCUCUUUGAUAGAAACCCCCUCUGUGAAGAGAAAAAGCGACCAUUUCUACUUAAAAGCUGCCACAGAGAUGGCACAUGCUCACAACGUUCUAAUUCGAAGCUUGAACGCAAUCCUUCGUCAAGGACCGCAUAUUCCCACCUCAACAGACCCGAAGUACUGCGCAAAAGAUGUCGCCGAUUUUCUGAACUAUGUUCGCUGCUGGGUGCAAAUGGUCCAUCAUCACCAUUGGGUCGAAGAAGAGUUCAUCUUCCCCGAGAUGGGCAAAUUCAGCGGUAAACCUGGAUUGAUGGAUGAGCCCCGGCAUCAGCAUGAAUCAUUCCAAGCAGGACUGACAAAUCUGGAAUCAUAUUCGAUUAACACAAAGCCUGAGCAAUUUGAGUGGAAAGGCCCUCAAGGCAUGGAACGUAUCAUCGGCAGCUUUAGCGAACAAUUAACCGGUCACCUCUAUGAUGAAAUUGAGGUCUUAUUGACCAUGGGCGACCUUGAUAGCGAAGAGUUCAAAAAGACUUGGCUUAAAGCCGAAACAAUAGCUAAGCAAUCUGGUAAUCUGAAACUGCUGGUUGAGAUGGUUCCUUUGGUUCUGGGAUCUGCUGACAAAACAUACGAAGGUGGAGAAGACUUUCCACCGUUCCCUUGGUUUAUGCCUUAUGUUGCCCAUUACGGACUUGCCGCUCGAAAUGGGUCAUGGAGAUUCAAUCCUUGUGACUUCUGGGGAAAGCCAAGGCCUCUAGCGUUUGGCGACAGUAGCAGCAGCAUUGAGGAUUAGACUGUCAAACAUUUCCGUUGCUAUACUCUCUGAAUUACUCCUUAUUAUUACGCGUAGUGAGCAAGACUAACUAGCAUUGAGUUUGGAAUUCUAGGAUUAUAUUUUGCACUAUAUAUUGAAGAUAUAUGUCUACACUGUAGGCAAACCAUUGCUAGAAGUCAUUCAAAUAACUAUUGAACUAUAGAAACUACCUAUAUUCUUAGGUAAGGAGGGUUCUACGCCAAUGAGACACUCCCUAAUUCCUGAUUAAUAGAAUCAGAGAAAGCCCAUGAAAACCGAUGCUAGGUAUGGUAGUAUUAAGCAUUCUUUUUAUUACCCCAGAACAUGAAUGUAAUAAGUAUGAAGUGGAGGAGUCAAAUUGAGUGCUUAAGCCUACAGUAAAUACGCUAGCACAUUAUCAUAGAUUCAACAAUACGGAGUCGUACCGUAUCUACGGGCCUACGGCUCCUAUUUGC
Xylaria bambusicola is the source of this 1454-nucleotide messenger RNA. RefSeq lists its product as uncharacterized. The record is from RefSeq and is a predicted model, not a curated record. The coding region runs from base 190 to 999 and encodes 269 amino acids. The transcript has 3 exons. NCBI's taxonomy places the organism in Eukaryota, Fungi, Ascomycota, Sordariomycetes, Xylariales, Xylariaceae.